This is a messenger RNA of Cladocopium goreaui, 2869 nucleotides long. The record is from the annotation of a GenBank genome assembly. NCBI's taxonomy places the organism in Eukaryota, Dinophyceae, Suessiales, Symbiodiniaceae.
GAAGUGCUGCCGGUGGAAAAAGCCAAUGAGAUCGUUUCGAACUAUAAAGCUGGUGGUGCAGCGGCGGCCCACCCGAUAGAGGAACAUGAAAAUUCCAGCACCACACCCAAUCCGCUUCAAGGGUUGGCAGACGAUUUGGAGGAUGUAGCUGCCAUUCGCAAAUACUGCCUGAAAAACAAAGCCCUCCUUUCCUGGCUCAGUCCUCAAAAGGUUGGAGUUGUCUCCAACAAGUCUCUGAAGAUGAAUGCCCCUGUCCUGGAGAUCGUUUUGCGGAAGUGGUGCCCGGUGGCCCCAGAUCGGAAAACUGUUCCCGUGAACUUCUUGAAAAAACAGAUCAUCGAGUUGCGGGAGUCCCUGGAACUUACGGAGAACAUUGGCCUGACCCACUGCGAGUCGCAUGCAAUCAAAAGCUUUGUCAGCAGACUGAUUCGAAUGCAUGAUGGCACCCGCAAACGUGAUUCUACCUUCCGACGAUUGGUGGGGGUCAUUGCCCAAUACUUCACCGCCAGGAACCGGUCGGGACAAGUUGUGGAUGGCCCUGGGGAUCAUCAGGAGGUGAUGUCCUGGGAAGAGGAAGGUCAGUCCGAGAGUCAAUCCAGCCCAAAUGAUGAGACUGACAUUUUGUUGGAAGAGAAGUUGGCCAAAGUCUUGGGUGGAACCCCCCGUCCAUCCAGUCCUGUGCCACAGAGUCCGUCCACCAAAGAGCUUCAGAAGCCUGCCCACGAACCCAAGACAGUUGUUGUGGACAAGCUGGAGGACGAUGAUUUGGAUCAGGAGGUCACUCUCACGAGGAAAGAUCAACUUGCUGUUGCGGCUGCUCUCCAACAGAAACACCCGCCCGAAGAGGAAGAUGAACCAGGUGAUGAAGGAAAGAAACAGCGAAAGCGUAGAGGCAAAACCCCCAAGGGACAAAAGAUGAAGAGACCAGCCGCUUCUACUAGGCAGAAAGGUGUUCCAAAAACCGGAAAGAGCACACGCGAGGUGAAGGAUCCCAAGGUCGAACCCUCACUUAGCUUUCACAACGCGUUGCGCGCAGCUUUCGAGAGCGAAGUCCAGGAAAAGGUGAAGACACCAUCCAAGCUCGAGGACCCGUUCUGGAAAUUCUGCCUUGAACGAUGGAAUGUUGACAUGCCAAUUGGUCAGUUGGCAGCUACUGCGCUUGUGUGGGCGAAUGCGUUCCUCGAAGUACCACCACCAUGCCUUUCGUUGCUGCAUAUGCCCGAUAUGGGCUGGCUUCGAAGUGUGGUUCAGGGUCAAGUGAUGCCUGUGCAGCCGGCAGGUUUAAUGCCCGAGGUUGAUGACAAGACACCAUUGGUCGAGCUGUUUGCAAGCCUCUCCUACGAUGACAUGUGGGAUGACGCAUCCCUUAGGGCAUUGCAGAAGAAGCUGGCAACUCCGACAGCAGUGCCCCCGGAAUCCGAGGACUCCAAAACCAUGACAGAAUCCAAGACUCCACCAGAAAGUGUUGUAGUGCCUAUGGAUGCCCCAAAGCCUAGUGCUGACCAGAAGGAUGUUAUAGAAGUUCCAGAUGAUUCGCAACCGGGGGAUGCAUCCUCUUACCCAUACCGGACUUGGCCACCGCCUGACCGCCAAGAGACCGCAAACCCACCCGAGAGUCCUGGAGCCAGUCAUCGGCGAGUGGCCACUCCUGAGCCAGAGGUUCCAGCUACUCUUCGACAGGAGACACCAGAGCUGGUGACGCCCGGGGUUCCUAAUUCUGGUGGUGGACCCGAAUCAAUAUGUCCUUCUCCUAGUGAUUUGGGGGAACGGUUUGAGGAGGCAGCCAAGCAAGAUGAGUUUGGGCCCAUGGUGCCAGUUGCUAUGGUACCUGUGGUGGUUGCUGACAUUCCUCCAUCCCAGCCACGUUUUGAGUUUCCAGACUCACCCGGCCAUGCUGCAGGGGACAGCGGGGAUGAAUCUGAGCUCCUCAAGGCACCUGAGCCACCGCCCCAACUCUCUGACAACGCGGUCAAAGCCCGGUUGAGGAGAGUCUUCCUACCACGAGCGGAUGGUUCUUACUUGGUCCCAGAGGAUUUGGUCAAAGAGUACAAGAACAUUAACACACGAGACCGUAUCCAAGCCCUUUAUGAGAAGUGUGGUUACAAUUCGGAUGUCUUUGUGAAGAAGGUGACCGAGGUGCAUGAGCAAAUCAAUGAGCAGAAGAAGAUUAAAGGCAUCAAGAAGUUUUGCGAAUCCCGGCCCGGCUACACUAGGAGUUCAAAGUAUGGCGAUGGGACUAUGUACUGGACAUUGAAAAAGGUCAGUGGCACGAACAAGCCUUUUGGCCUAAGGCGAACCACGCGUCAUAUGCUGCAAGAGAUGAUGGAGCGUGAGGAGACAGCAUCCUCCUUCGGUGUCACACGUGUUGGCACCAGUUGGGGAGGUGCUUUGGGAGGUGGUGCUGCGGCAGAGGAGGAGGCAGAGCAGGACACUGACGAUGAUGGUGGGGAUGAACGAGGUAAAGUUCUUAAGUUGCUCCAGAAAGUUCGCAGCCUUGUCACUGAGCUGACUUCCGUGGAAGAGAAGAUGAUGUCACAGUACACCCAUGGUGUGGUGGCAGGUUUCAAGAAGGAGUCAUUGGUUCCUAAGGGUGAGAAGUCCGCAGGUGAUGACAAAAAACGAGAUCGGAUGAUGCUGGAGCAAUUGGCAGAAAGCAUGGGAGACCACGCUCGCAAAGUCAAGCAGGUCGGAGCCCUCCACUUUAGUGGUCGAAACCUUGGCCUCGGGGCCGGUGUUGGUGAUGGGUACGCGGAGAACAAAACAGAAGAGGAUUACAGGUUAAAGCUUGACAAUGUGGAGGAUUCAUGGGCAACACAUGAAAGAAUUCUAAGAGUGCUGCUGCGAGUGGCUACCAAUGCGAUAGAGAUGU